Molecule: messenger RNA, 755 nt
Organism: Gamsiella multidivaricata
Lineage: Eukaryota; Fungi; Mortierellomycota; Mortierellomycetes; Mortierellales; Mortierellaceae
Product: ribosomal protein L21-like protein
Exons: 3
Coding region: 22-579 (185 amino acids)
Cellular component (GO): ribosome; mitochondrial large ribosomal subunit
Molecular function (GO): structural constituent of ribosome
Source: RefSeq, a predicted model, not a curated record
CAUCACACACAAACCACAACCAUGCUCAGGACGCUCUCGAGUCGCCUGGUCGGCGCUGCACAACGCACUAACACCGUUGUCGCUACCUCUUCCUUCAGACUCAUCUCUACUACUUCUGUUGCGUCGCAAGCUACACCAACAUCAUCUACAGCAUCACCAGUAGCAGGAGCAGUGCCUUCAACAUCCUCUAGCACACCAUCCAACUCAUCAUCAUCGUCACCCGUCAACUUGCUCCGUGAUCAACUUCGUUAUUAUGCCGUUGCCGAGAUCAAGAACCGCCCUUAUUUGAUCACCAAAAACGAUAUCAUUGUCCUCGAUCGACUCAAGGAUGUGCAGCUGGGCGAUGUUAUUGAACUUAACCAGAUCAAGGAAUUGGGCUCAAAGGACUAUGCCAUCCAAGGAAAGCCUUAUAUCUCACCCGAGUACUACUCCAUCAAGGCUACCGUCAUUGAGCAGCCCAAAGGGAAGAUCGUCGAGACCUUCAAGAAGAAGAGGAGAAAGCACUUCCAGAGACGUUACCAUAUCAAGCCCCUGCACACCCUUUUGCGCGUCAGUGAGCUCGAGGUUAAGGCACAAUAAAGUGCUCGGUAAUAUGGGCAAUUUACCGAUAAGGAUCAGGAUCAGGAUCGGAAUUGGUAUCGGGAUCUGUGUUGGGACCAGGAUCAGGAUUGAGCCUUAAACACUCCGAGUUCAAUCGCAACAGAGAAUGUAGAAUAAUAAAUGAAAUCAAGCACUUGUGCGGUCAAAGAUAGCAA